Zootoca vivipara (common lizard) is the source of this 7176-nucleotide messenger RNA. NCBI's taxonomy places the organism in Eukaryota, Metazoa, Chordata, Lepidosauria, Squamata, Lacertidae. The record is from RefSeq and is a predicted model, not a curated record.
AGGACAACAGAGCCAGGUGGGGAUUCUCUGAGUUCGCAAGAGCAAGAAACUGCGGGAAAGAAGAAUAUAUUUAUCUCCCGGGUCCUAAAUGGAGGGGCCGGUGGUGACCUUUGAAGAUGUGGCCGUGUAUUUCACGGAGAGCCAGGGGGUUCUGCUGGAUGCCGACCAAAAGGCCCUCUACAGCGAUGUCAUGAUGGAGAAUUAUGGGAAUGUGGCCUCGUUGGGAUUUCCAUUCACCAAACCUGAGCUCAUCUCCCACCUGGAACGAGGGGAAGAACCGUGGGUGCCAAAUUGUCGGGGUUUGGAUGAAAUUGAGAACUCCAACACCAGCUCAGCAGAUGAGCGCAGCGGAAAUCACCCAUGUGCCGCUCGGGAGGGAUAUCCUGUUCAGAAGUCAAGCAUUGCCAGAUGUCAGGAUCUCUGUACAGGAAAGAAAGCCCACGAGUGCUUGGAGUGUGGAAAGUGCUUUGCUGAGAAAUCAAAGUUCACGAUCCACCAGAGAGUCCACACGGGGGAGAAGCCCUAUAAGUGCUCCGAGUGCGGGAAACGCUGUGCCACCAAAUCAAACCUCACGAGCCACCGGAAAAUCCACACGGGAGAGAAGCCCUAUGGCUGUGCGGAGUGCGGGAAGCGCUUUUCUCACAAAUCCUAUUUCGUGAUUCACCAGACGGCCCACACAGGCAGGUACCCGUAUAAGUGUGCUUUGUGCGGGAGGUGCUUUGUCCAGAAGUCAAAACUCGCCGACCACCAGCGGGUCCACACAGGAGAGAAACCCUAUAAAUGCUUAGACUGCGGGAAGUGUUUCGCUUGGAAAUCUCAGGUCGGAGAACACAGGAGAAGCCACACCGGAGAGAAGCCUUUCAUGUGCACCGAAUGCGGGAAGCGCUUUUCUCACAAGUCGGUGCUCGUCACCCACCAGAAAGUCCACACGAGGGAGUACCCCUACAAGUGCUUGGAGUGUGGGAAAGGCUUUGCUUAUUCCACAGCCUUUGUGACGCACAGGAAAAUCCACCCAGGGGAGAAGCCUCACAAGUGCUCAGAGUGCGGGAAAUGCUUUACGUGGAAGUCGCAGCUCGGGAACCACCAGCGAGUGCACACUGGGGAGAAACCCUUUCCAUGUUUAAAAUGCGGGAAGCUUUUCGCUCGCAAGCCGGAACUCGCAAACCACCAGAGGGUGCACACGAAAGAGAAACCCUUCAGGUGUUCCGAGUGUGAGAAAUGCUUCGCUUAUUCCUCUGCGCUCGCCACGCACCGCAGAGUCCACACAGGAGAGAAACCCUUUGAGUGCGCAGAGUGCGGGAAACGUUUUGCCCGCAGAGCAGUCUUUGCGAGGCACCAGAGAUCCCACACGAGGGAGAGGCCCUUUACGUGUUCAGACUGCGGGAAACGUUUUGCCGAUUCUUCCACGUUUGCUACGCACCGGAGGGUCCACACGGGAGAGAAGCCCUACAAGUGCGCGGAGUGCGGGAAAGGCUUCGCUUCCCAAAAGCCGUUCAAGAGACACCAGCAAGUCCACACAGGAGAAAAGCCCUUCAAGUGUCCGGAGUGUGGGAAGUGUUUUGCUGAUCCCUCCACCCUGGCAAAGCACCAGAGAGUUCACCCAGGCGAGAGAACCCACAAAUGCUUGAAAUGCCAUAAAUGUUUUGUUCAAAGUUCAGACCUUAUGAGGCAUCAGAGGACCUGUGCGACUGACAAACCGUAUACGUGUUUGAUGUGCGGCGAAUGUUUCCCAUCGACGUCAGCCCUCAUCUGCCACGAGAGAGCCCACAUGGAUGAGAAUUAUUAUGACUGUUCCAAGCCUUUCCCCUCCGGAAUAUCCCGACAUUGGAUUGGCCGAGAUGGGAGCGACGGGCGCGAAGGAGCCGAGGGAUUGGCUGAGCUGGAAAAGGGGCGUGGGGAAGAGCGUGAGCGCAGCAUCCCCAGGACAGAAAGGUGGGGGGGGGGGGGCGUCAGUGAGUUGAGUUGCAAGAGCCGGAAACUGUCCGGAGGAGCGCCUGAAACUCACCUUUUGCAAAUGCAGAGCCUGGUGACUUUUGAGGAUGUGGCCGUGUAUUUCUCGAAGGAGCAGUGGGCUCUGCUGGACCCCAACCAACGAGCUUUGUACAAGGAAGUCAUGAUAGAGAAUUACGGGAAUGUGGCCUCCUUGGGAUACCCAGCCCCUAAGCCUGGCCUCAUCUGCCGCCUGGAACAAGGAGACGAGCCCUGUGUGCCAGAUUCUCCGGAUGGAAGGAAGCUCUUCGACACCAGCUCAGAUAACCCUCGGAAAAAGCACUUGUGCACGGUGUGCGGCAAACGUUUCACUCAGAAACCGAAUCUCACGCGGCACCUGAGAAUCCACACAGGGGAGAAGCCCUACAAGUGUUUGGAAUGUGGCAAAUGUUUCGGCUGCCAUUCGCACUUGAUGAGCCACCAGAUUGUCCACACCGGAGAGAAACCUUACAAGUGCUUGGUCUGCGACAAAUACUUCGGCCGCAAAGCGCACCUCGCCAGGCACCAGGGAAUCUACGCGGGGGAGACCCCUUACAAAUGCCUGGAGUGCGGGAAGCACUUUGCGUGCCAGUCUCAGCUCGUCAUCCACCGGAGGUACCACACAGGGGAGAAACCCUACAAAUGCCUGGAGUGUGCGAAGUGCUUCGCCGACCCGUCGGCCCUCGUGAGCCACAAGAGGAUCCACGCCGUGGAGAGGUCCCACAAGUGCCUGGAGUGCGGGAAGAGCUUCGUCCAGCAGUCCCACCUCCUGAAGCACCAGCGAGUCCACACGGGGGAGAAACCUUACAAAUGCCCCGAGUGCGGGAAGUGUUUUGCCGACCGCUCCGUCUUCGCAAAGCACCAGAGGGUGCACACGGGGGAGCGGCCCUACAAGUGCGCCGAGUGCGGGAAAACCUUCGCCCGCCAGGAACACCUCGGGAGCCACCGGAGGGUGCACACAGGGGAGAAGCCCUACAAAUGCUUGGUGUGCGGCAAGUCUUUCGCCCGUCAGUCGCACGUGGUGAGCCACCAGCGCGUCCACACGGGGGAGAAGCCCUGCAAGUGCGCCGAGUGCGGGAAGUGCUUUUCGGAGCGCUCGACAUUCGUCAGGCACCAGAGGACCCACACAGGGGAGAAGCCCUACCGGUGCCUAGACUGCGGGAAAUGUUUCGGCUCCCCUUCCCACCUGACCCGGCACCACCGGCGCCACACGGGCGAGAAGCCCCACGGGUGCCCGGAGUGCGGGAAAGCCUUCGCCGACCGCUCAGCUUUCGUCAAACACCAGCGCGUCCACACGGGCGAGAAGCCCUAUAAGUGCGCAGAGUGCGGGCGGUGCUUUGCCAACCGCACCCACCUCGUGACCCACCAGCGUGUCCACACGGGGGAGAAGCCCUACGCCUGCUUGGAGUGCGGGAAAAGGUUUAGCGCCAAUCGGAGUCUCAUUCACCACCAGAGGCAACAUAUAGGCUACCCUCUGGCCCAGUGCGUGGAGAACAUUUUGUUGACGAACCAAGCCUUGGGGUGUGAUGCCGGGGAAUCUGUGCAGGAAAACAAACUGUAUGAAUGGCUUGCAGCUGGGAAGUGGCUCGGCCUCCAAGGGUCUCUGGGUCAGAGUGAAGGUGUUCACACAGAAGGAGAAAACUUGGAGAUCCCUUGACCUAGGAUGGCCAAGCAUUUGUCGGAAGAAAGCACUGGCCUAUGGCAGUCAGUUCUCUUUGAUGACAGACUGAGGCGACAUCACAGUCCGAAUGUGGUCAGAGCAAAUGACACUAAAGCUGAAACAAGCUUUUUGCAACACAUUUUGAAAAUCGACCACAAAAUAUGGUUGCUUCAGACUUUUCAUUAGACAGUCUCUUUGAUUGUUUCAUUUUUUUUAUAAGGUCUCAAAUAUAAAAUCCCAAAAGCUAGCAGCUUUAAAAUAGUCAUAAACUAAAUACCAUUGCAUGUCAGCUAUUAAAUACUGGUAGGUAGUAAACACUGUUGCAUGACUAUUAUCAAACACUACAUACCAUUCCAUUCCAACUUACCAGAUUAUAGUAAACACUAUUGCAUGCCAGUGAUUAAAUAUGAAUGUUUUGAAUGCCAGUUACUUAAAUGUGCUUAAAUACUAAAUGCCAUUGCAUGCCAUCUGUCAAAUUUAGUGAAAUCAUAAAAAAACUUUGCAUGUUAGCUAACAAAUAUAGUCAAAUAUGAAUGCUAUUGCAUGCCCGCUUUCAAACACUAAUACUUCUGCAUGUCGUCUUUGAAAUGCUUUCAAGUAACAGCUUUCAGAUACGACCUGGCAUCAGAUAUUGACAUUGCAUAUUUAUUACUUGGCAUCAAAUGUCAGAGAGAGCUUAAUUUGCGAGGCAAAUGUGCCUCAGCUCCAAAUGGUACACUUUGCAAUCUCCCCCAAAAGGUUUGGAUACGGUAUACAGUGCAGUGUGCAAUUCUGGUCACAUCUCAAAAAGGAUGGAGAGAGCGAAGAGAAGAAAUUAUCGGAAGGUGAUAGCAGCUACCCUACAAGGGAAGCCCAUAGCUGCUGCACUUUUUUUUUUUUUUAGUUUGGGGGAAAUGAGAUUAAGGGGAAUCAUGGAUUGAGGGUUAUAAAAUCAUGCAUGGUACAGGAAAAAGUCUCCCACCCCAUAAUUCUAGAACCAGAUGUCACCCAAUGAAGCAGAAGGAUGGAAUGUUCAGGACAAACAAGGCCAGAUUCGUGGAGGAAAAGGCUAUCAGUGGCUGCUAGUCAUGAUGGCUGUAUAUUAACUUUGAGGACAGAGGCACAGUGCCUCUGAAUACCAGUUGGCUGGAAACCACAAGUAGGAUGAGUGCCAUUGCACACUCUUCCUGCUUUCAGGCUUCCCAGAGGCAUCUGAUUGGCUGCUGUGAGAACAGGAUGCUGGACUAAAUGGGCCGCUGGCUGGAUGCAGCAGCACCCUCCUUCUGUUCUUAAGUAUUUAUGCACACAAAAGCACAGCUAAAUGAUGGAAUUCGCUACCACAAGACAAAUAGGUGAAGGCCCUGCAUGGGUAUUGUAGCCUUUCCAGCCUACAGCAAGAGACGCCUAUUGCCUUAUUGACCUGCUUGUGGGUUUUUAGAAGCAGGAGACAUCUGGUUGGCCGCUGUCGGAUGCUGGAUGCUAGAAUGACCAUUGAUGUGGUCCAGCAGAGAGCAUCUUAACGUGGGGAGGUGUUUGGAUAGCAGGGGAUCAGCAGAAUGUAUUGAGAGUGUUCGGAGCACCAAAGCACCCCACCUCUUUGAUGGCAAUUUGAAACGAGGGGAAAGUACCUAUGUAUAACUGGACCAGCUCGGUUGGGUAGAGCGUGAGAUUGUUCAUCUCGGGGCCGUGGGUUCGAGCCCCACAGGGGACAAAAUAUUCCUGCAUUGGUGGGGGUUGGACUGGAUGACCCUUGGGGUUCCUUCCAACUCUGCGAUUCUGCAAAAUAAAAUGUGGACAGGUGAAGCUGCCUCAUACGAAGCCAGCUCAUUGGUCUACCUAACCCAGUGUUGUCUGCCCUGACUGGCAGCAGCAGCUCUCCAGAGGUCUUUCCUGUCAGUUGUCACCUGGUCCUGCUUUUGACAGGAGAUGCUGAGUGAGGAUUGAACCCGGCAGCUUCUUCCUGCAAAGCAGGUCUAGUUCUACCAAAGGCAGGGGGGAGGGGGAGGGCACUCCUCAUCUGAAAAAGCCAUGCAAUGAAAACAAGCCCUGUGCGAAUCGAUUGACUCGUCGUUAAUAAAGAACCCACGCAAGAGCUGGGGUUGUGUUGAUGGGAAACAAGUGGGAACGCAUGUUGUUUGCAGGGUUCAGCUAGAAGCAAUACAAUCGGAAGAUUAAUCAGUCGGCAGUGGCCCAUUUUCAGUCUGCCAGGGCAUAUUUUAGCUGCCUGCUUUCUCAUGGGUAAAUGUACGCCCGCAGGGAUCAUUUAGGAAGAUAGGAAGCUAGCUGCCUUAUAUCAAAGUCAGACCGUUGGUCCAUCUAGCUCAGUAAUGCCUACACUGACUGGCAGCCAAACCCCAGGGUUUCAGACACAGAAUAUCCCCCUGUCUUACCUGGGGGGGGGGCUUGAACGGGGGGGGGGCUUUAACAUGCAAGGUAGUUCCACCAUGGAGCAUAUAUUGUUUUGGGCUCCAUGGAGGGAAGGUGGAAUCUGGAGUGUGAUUGAAGAAAUUCCUUUGCUCUGGCAGAGGAGUAGCUGUACUAAAUUGGGUUGGGGGGGGCAGCCUGAUAAGGCACUUUGCAGUCAGGACCUUUGGUGGGCUGAUGGUCACUCAGCUGGGAAGGUUUUCCAUGGUUGCCUUUAUGUCAGGGUUGGGCGACUUGUUGACCUUGGGAUGUUGCUACACUACAAAACCCAUCACCCCCCACCAAUGACUGGGCUAGCGAGGGCUGAUGGGUGAGAGUCCAAUGAAGGGCCUCGAGUUUCCCACCCCAUCUUUAUGCUGAUUGAGAGACCUGGACCUCAAGGGUCAGUCACACUGCUAGGUAGCUUCUGCAUCCUAGAAAACACUUUGACUUUUGCUUCAACGUGUAACUGUAUACCAUUUGCUUUGUAUUAUUACAUUUAUCCAAUCCACCUGCUUUCCCUGCCUUUAAUAAAUAUAUUCCUUGGUUUGCUACAACUGGGCUCCAGGUGUGUUCUUUUUUUUUAAGUGCCUUUUUUCACGAUUCUAUACGAUUCUUCGACAUCAACUUUGUUGGACUGGUCAUGUUGUGCGGAUGCCUGAUGAUUGUAUUCCAAAGCAACUACUCUAUUCCGAACUUAAAAAUGGAAAACAUAUUGCUGGUGGUCAACAAAGAAGGUUCAGAGACUCUCUCAAGGCAAAUCUAAAAAAAUGUAUAAACACUGACAACUGGGAAACACUGGCCUGAGAGCGCUCCAAUUGGAGAACAGCCUUUACCAAAGGUGUCAUGAAUUUUGAAGACGCCCGAACUCGGGAUGAAAGGGAGAAGCGUGCUAAGAGGAAGACACGCUUGACAAACCCUCACCGUGGUCAACUGUUGCCCGGAAACCUAUGUCCCCACUGUGGAAGGACGUGUGGAUCCAGAAUUGGCCUCCACAGUCACUUAUGGACUCACUGUUAAAAGCAUGUUUAUGGAACACAAUCAUACUCUGGUACGAGUAAGAAGAAGUUGGGAAUCAUUACUUAUGUAUCAGAAGUUGGGAAUCAUUACUUGUUCUGCUUGCAGGCUAUUCUAUCAUUCCACAGUUCUGUGAUUCUACAAUUGUU